Molecule: messenger RNA, 855 nt
Organism: Mercenaria mercenaria
Lineage: Eukaryota; Metazoa; Mollusca; Bivalvia; Venerida; Veneridae
Product: cytochrome P450 4F6-like
Exons: 7
Coding region: 1-855 (284 amino acids)
Molecular function (GO): heme binding; monooxygenase activity; oxidoreductase activity, acting on paired donors, with incorporation or reduction of molecular oxygen
Source: RefSeq, a predicted model, not a curated record
AUGAGCAAAAUUGAAGCCCGAUAUAUACUGGGAACCGGUGUCACUAAAUCGAGGUUUCCUAACACGCUGAUCAUGUUUAUUACUUACUUGUUGACUGGAUAUGAAAAUGUAAUCAACGUUACUAGAAGACAGAACCACAGUAAAAAAGAAUUUCUAGAAACACAUCCGUAUGUACAGGCAGUGAAUGAUCUGGCAACAAGUAAUUCUGAACGUUUGAGGGAUCCAGUUUUUUCACCAGACAUCAUUUUCUACAGAACUAAGAUGGGGAAAAAGUUCAAGCAAGAUUGCGACUUUGUCCAUAGUGUUGCGGAAGACAUUAUGAAUAACCGCAGAUGUGCACUGGAAAUUGAGGAUGAUGUAAGCAACAGAAAAUAUCUUGACUUUCUAGAUAUUUCACUGACAGCAAAAGAUGAAAAUGGUGUUGGUCUGUCAGACACGGAUAUAAGAAAUGAAGUUGAUACGUUCUUGUUUGAAGGUUAUGACACAACAGCAAGCGCCAUUUCAUGGAUUUUGUAUUCUCUUGCAAAACAUCCGGAAUACCAGGAGAAAUGUCAGGAAGAAAUCGAUGAUCUGUUACAGGGUAGGGAGUCAGACGACAUCAAAUGGAACAACUUGCCUCAAUUAGAAUACCUAAGUAUGUGUAUAAAGGCAGGCGUGAGAUUGUACUGUCCGGUAGCUAUAGUCGGUCGUGAAACAACAAAACCCUUUGACCUAGGUGACAUUACGAUUCCACCAGGGACAGGAGUUGCCGGUAAAAGGAGAGAUGCAGCAAAUGCCAGGGAUUAUAAAUAUAAGGGAAAGGGAUGGGAUGAGGCGAUGUGGGUAAAUGGGGUAGUGAGUAGAAAGAGGAAAUAA